This is a messenger RNA of Zophobas morio, 2529 nucleotides long. Its product is annotated as male-specific lethal 1 homolog. Gene Ontology annotation, molecular function: chromatin binding. The record is from RefSeq and is a predicted model, not a curated record. Lineage: Eukaryota; Metazoa; Arthropoda; Insecta; Coleoptera; Tenebrionidae. The transcript has 6 exons. Bases 488 to 1894 code for a protein of 468 amino acids. Gene Ontology annotation, cellular component: MSL complex.
GAAUUGACAAUGCGUUAAAAUUGAUCAGUGAUAUAAAUCGUCAAAACCGAACCAGUCAAACAACGAAGCAAAAGCAGUCAAAAAAAGCGAAACCCGGAAUGAUCAGUGUCCUCUCGAGCUGAUUUUGAUUGAACCGACCCCUGUAAUUUCACCAUUUGUGUAAUUCAUGUUCCGUUCUCAGUGACACGGUCUCUGGCAACAAGUGAUCACUUAUGUUGUAACCUUAAAAUAUUACUUAAUGCUUGUUUAAAACGAAUUAUCAGUUUGUGUAUAUAGACAGAGAACGUAGGAAUUUUGUAAAUGGUUCCAGUUAUACUGAGUGUUUGAAAAAUAAAACAAACCCUUCGAACUUUGAAUGUGCGUUGUAUGCGGUGUGAGUGAACUGUGCAUGGACCCCCAGCUAAAUAAACCCGUCAGUAGUUAAAUUUUCGCGUCCGAAAGUAAAUAAAACAAGCCAUGUUCUUGUACAUAGUUCCACUUUCGUAUAAUGCCAACAAAUAAUUGCAAAAAUGAUCAAAACAUAAACCGACUUCGCACGAAGAUGUCCGAACAUUUCCCAGAUGAAACCAAAGUGAAAUUAUCCAAAUUGGUAGAUUCUACAAAUUGCUUGGAAAAGAAAAAAUCAAACAGUGUCGAUAACAAGAACGAGAAUCUCUCCUGUGAUCAUAUGUACACUUGCAACACCGAAAAUCUCGAAAUCAACCUGACCGAUCCCAACUGCCAAAGCGCCGAAAGUGAGGUUAAGUUCUGGAAAGAGUGGCUAAUUCUUCAUCUCGACUUGAUCCAGCAGCAGAGCGAUGAAAUCCUCAACAAAGAGAGAACGAUUCUGAUUUUGCAACAAGAAAAUGAAAUGCUUAAAGAGCGCAUAACUUGCCUGGAACGCGGGGCCCCCUUCCAACCCAGGAAGUUCUUCAAUCACCCGAACUCGUUUCUCGACGACGGGCUAGAUAUGACCCAGGACUCGAGUCUUUGUGAUGAAGACAACAAAAACUGUAUAGACAUUCUUGAUUUGAACUGCGAAAACAGCGAUGGAUGCUCGUCUUUGAAGGAAAAACGGGGGCUAAAUGACGGCGAAUCUCAGACGGAGACUCCUACAGUAGAUCAUAAGUUUGAUUCUCAGGUUAAUUUUAAUCGAGUCGGUGAUAAAGUAAAAACUGAAAGUGAAGAGAGGAGCGAUAGGUUGGAUUUUGCGGGCGACAACGCAGGCGAUUUCGAUCCAAUGAAAAACUUGAGGAUGAGCAUCAGGAAGAAGAGGCUGAGCAACUCGUCAGCGGUGUCGAAUGAGUACGCUUUGGAGGAGAAACGGUCGUUUCGGAAAUUCAAAAAGCGGCGCAAACGUGUUUUAAAAGACUCCCAAAUUCUUAUGACCCCGGAUCACUACAUUAUGGAAGCCAAUAAAGCCAAUUUGCGGUUGUCCAAUGUACCAGACACUAGUCUGGAUAUUCCAAGUGAUAAAAAUUUGGAGGUGCCCCGGUGGAGGAUUAAAGUGUAUGCUAGUUGUUAUGCAAUGGAAGGGACGGAAAAUUUGGAUGAUGAGGUGUACAACAAGAGACACAGCAGGCUGGAGAAUGACGAAAGGAGGAGGAAGAGGUGGGAUGUUCAGAGAAUAAGAGAACAAAGAUUGAUAGAAAAGUUGAAGCAGAGGCAGGAGCGCCUGGGCUCAGGAUCAAGAUCAGAUGAACAAAAUGAACCAGUGCAUUCCCUUUGGCCUAGUCUAGACGACAUUAAAUACCUGGAAGUAAAUGAUCAUUUACCGGUGGCUGCUUUUGGAUCUCCUGUACCAAAAAUCAUACCAAGUGAAUUUAAUCUACCCUGGUUGAACAACCCAGUCGUUGUCACCAAAAAACUACCUGUCAAGAGGUCAACAAUGCGAAGAAAAACCGCAAAGAGAUAAGUAAUGUUGAAGAUUUUGCGAUAAAAUUUAGUCAUCAGGUGCCAUUCACUCUGUAAAUACAGAUUGGCACUAAAUUGGUAUGUUCAACAAAAGUGAUCUUUUAUUUUGUAUUUUUAUGUACAUAAUGACAAAUUCAGUGAAUUCAUGACAAUUUGUAAAGUAUUUAUCUAGCGUUAAGCAAUACUUGGGAUAGAUCAUAGACAAUAUUAAAUCGUAUUUUAGGAUACUUAGAUAAAAGCGAAUUAAGUUUGUUAAGUUACUACAUAUUCUUCGGUAAUGCAAUGUGAUAUCAAACUGUUAAGUUCUUCAAUGAUUAUGAUAUUAAUGUUUAUUUUCACUGUACAUUCUGGACGAGUGAACGUAUUAGUUGUACUUAUUUAUGUAUCAACUUCGUUAUUUUGAAAUAUAAACUUUUUUCGUAUAGGGAUUGUGCUUGGUCCAUAACCUCAAAAUUGAGAAAAUUUAAAUCGCACGGAAACACUAUCGAUAGUUAAAAAUUAAUACGCGGAAUGCGCUGUUCACUGAUUUUUGCGUAAGUUGUAAUUUAGAGCGGACUUUUUGGUGCAAACACCCACACAAACCUGUUAACCUAUAAAGUACAACAACAAAUAAAAAAAGUAGUGCCUCCAGUAAAA